AUUAAAGUUGAGGUGCGGGUCCGCCCCGGUAUGCCGCCCCCCAGCCCGGUGUGAGGGGUGCAGAUGGGCCGAGGCAGAAGAUCUGAGCGGGAGAUGUGGGCGCCGUGCGUGUGGAUCGCUCUUCUUGGGCUGCUCCAGCCGGCUGGGGGACUGGAUGUGCAUCUCUAUCCCGGGACCCCCGGAGGAGCUAACCUGUCUAUGGGAGCGGGGUGGACUUAUCACUUGGAGGGCUCCCGGCAGAUGAUGGAGACCGUGGAGGUGACCGAGCUGGGGCAGCUGAGGCUGACUUCUGGGGCAACUUGUAAGCGACUUUCCAGCCUCCCGCAACCUGUGUCUGCGCUGCUGUCCUCCCGGAGGGAGCUCACCUCCAUAUCUCUACGGCUGCAAGUGUACGUGCACGGGCAGGACUGUUACACCAAGCACCGGAGGAAGAGCUCCUGGCCAGGGGAGCUUGAUGUGGAUAUUGAGCACCUGGCUGCCCCAGGGGAGCCCCCGUACCCCCCGGACCUGUUGGACAGGACGCAGGAGCUGGUGGCCGCCGUGACGGGGAGCUCGGGAUGUACAGUGAGAGGGUCACCCUCCUACCCAGACCAGGGUGGCAGCAUAGAUGCUAGAGGGCUUCGGGUGUUGCUCGUUUGCCCCACUCAGGACUCUUCAGGGCAGGUGAUGGCGCGGGUCCGACUGAAAGCUGACGGAGAAGAAGCCAAGGUGGCCUCUUCCAGACGGAGAAGGGCAAAGAGGAAUACAAAUAGUACCCCUCAGUUCCAGCUAUACAAUUACCAGGCUUCAGUACCGGAGAACGAGCCUGCGGGGACACGAGUGACCACCCUGAAGGCUUCGGACCCGGACGAUGGAGAGUCCGGCAGGGUGGAGUACUUCAUGGAGGCUCUGUUUGACAGCAGAUCUAAUGACUACUUCGAGAUAGAUCCCGAAACGGGCACUGUUACCACCACUCAGCCACUGGACAGGGAAACUAAGGACACCCAUGUACUGAAGGUGACGGCCACCGACUUUGGCUCGCCCAGGAGGUCGGCCACUACUUUCCUCACAGUGACAGUAAGUGACACCAAUGACCACGUCCCCAUGUUUGAGCAGUCCGAGUACAGGGAGAACAUCAGGGAAAACUUAGAAGUGGGCUACGAGGUAAUGACCAUCAGGGCCACCGAUGGAGAUGCCCCUUCUAAUGCCAACAUGCUGUACAGGCUGGUAAACGGCGACGGGGUGAAUGCAGUGUUUGAGAUAGACCCCAGGUCAGGGGUGGUCAGAACAAAGGCACAGGUGGACAGAGAGUCCGUUGCUGACUAUCAACUCAUAGUGGAAGCCAAUGAUCAGGGGAAGGACCCGGGCCCCAAAAGUGCCACGGCUACCGUCUAUAUCUAUGUAGAGGAUGAAAACGAUAACUACCCUCAGUUCACAGAGAAGAGGUAUGUGGUGCAAGUGCCUGAAAACGUCAGCCCCAAUACUCAGAUACUGCAGGUCCAAGCUACGGACAGGGAUAAGGGCAACAAUGCCAUUGUCUACUAUAGCAUGGUAAGUGGCAACAUCAAAGGCCAGUUCUUUAUCCAUUCACUGACUGGGAGCAUUGAUGUCAUUUACCCCUUGGAUUAUGAGGCCAUCAGAGAAUAUUCCUUACGGAUUAAAGCGCAGGAUGGUGGGCGGCCACCACUAAGCAACACAACUGGCAUGGUGUCAGUGCAGGUCAUUGAUGUGAAUGAUAAUGCACCUAUAUUUGUUAGCACCCCAUUUCAAGCUACUGUCUUGGAGAAUGUGCCCAUUGGUUACUCGGUAGUUCAUAUCCAAGCCAACGAUGCGGAUUCCGGUGACAAUGCCCGCAUACAGUACAGCCUCACUGACAUUCCUCCAAAUUUCCCCUUCGCGAUUAACAAUAACACCGGCUGGAUUACAGUGUCUGCCGAGCUGGACCGAGAAACAGUGGAGCUCUACACCUUUGGAGUAGAAGCCAGAGACCAUGGGGAUCCCAUCAUGACGUCAUCGGCAAGCGUAACUAUAACAGUACUGGAUGUGAACGAUAACAACCCUACCUUCACUGAGAAGGUCUACCAGCUGAGGCUCAACGAGGAUGCUGCUGUUGGGAGCAGUGUCCUCACCAUGACUGCUGUGGACAAGGACGUAAACAGUGUUGUGACAUAUCAGAUCACCAGUGGGAACACCAGGAACCGAUUUGCCAUAACCAGUCAGAGUGGCCAUGGGCUGAUAACCCUAGCACUGCCUCUGGAUUACAAGCAAGAGAGACAAUAUGCCCUAACUGUAACUGCAUCUGACGGCACCCGCUCGGACACUGUCCUAGUAUUCAUCAAUGUGACAGAUGCCAAUACCCACAGGCCAGUAUUUCAGAGCUCUCAUUAUACAGUGAGUGUGAGUGAAGACAAACCCAUAGGCACCUCUAUAGUCACUAUAAGCGCCACAGACGAAGACACAGGGGAAAAUGCCCGAAUAACAUAUUUCAUGGAGGAUAACAUCCCCCAGUUUAGGAUAGACCCUGACACAGGUACGAUCACAACACUCAUUGAACUGGACUAUGAGGAUCAAGCUUCCUACACCUUAGCUAUCACGGCCAAGGACAAUGGCAUCCCACAAAAAUCUGACACCACCUAUGUAGAGAUCUUGAUUCUCGAUGCCAAUGACAACGUCCCACAGUUCCAAAGGGAUAGGUACCAAGGUUCUGUGUUUGAAGAUGUUCCACUUUCCACCAGCGUGCUUCAGAUCUCAGCCACCGACAGAGACUCUGGGCUUAAUGGGAGGGUCACUUAUACUUUUCAAGGAGGAGAUGAUGGAGAUGGAGACUUCUACAUAGAGCCCACCUCAGGCAUCAUCAGGACAUAUCGAAAGCUGGAUAGAGAAAAUGUGCCGGUAUACAACCUAAAAGCUUAUGCAGUGGAUAGGGGCAACCCUCCUCUGAAAGCUCCCGUGGAUAUUCGUAUCACAGUGCUGGACAUCAAUGACAACCCCCCGGUGUUCGAGAAGGACGAGCUGGAUAUCUUCGUGGAGGAAAACAGUCCCGUGGGGUCUGUCGUGGCCAAAAUAACAGCCACUGACCCAGAUGAAGGUACCAAUGCUCAGAUAAUGUACCAAAUAGUGGAAGGAAACAACCCGGAGGUUUUCCAGUUGGAUCUGUUCAAUGGAGACUUGACAGCUCUGGUAGACCUGGACUAUGAAGUCAAGACAGAAUAUGUCAUCGUGGUCCAGGCGACCUCUGCCCCUUUGGUCAGCAGGGCUACAGUCCACGUGAAAUUGUUGGAUAAGAAUGACAAUGAUCCUGUUCUGCAAGACUUUGAGAUCAUAUUUAACAACUAUGUGACCAAUAAAUCCAACAGCUUUCCAACAGGAGUAAUUGGCAAAAUCCCUGCUUAUGACCCAGAUGUCUCUGAUACUCUCCAUUACAGCUUUGAGCAAGGUAAUGAGUUAAACCUUCUCAUUCUGGACUCCUCCACUGGAGAAUUAAAGCUCAGCCGGGACUUGGACAAUAACCGACCUCUGGAAGCCCUGAUGAGGGUCUCAGUUUCUGAUGGUAUUCAUAGUGUAACCGCACAUUGUACUCUUCGAGUGACUAUCAUCACGGAUGAUAUGCUGACAAACAGCAUCACAGUACGCCUGGAAAACAUGUCCCAGGAGAAAUUCAUGUCCCCGCUUCUUUCACUGUUUGUGGAAGGGGUUGCUACCGUAUUGUCUACCACCAAGGAUGGAAUUUUUGUCUUCAAUAUUCAAAAUGACACAGAUGUCAGUUCCAACAUUCUUAAUGUGACUUUUUCUGCACUUCUUCCUGGGGGUGUCCGUAACAAGUUUUUUCAUUCUGAAGAUCUCCAGGAACAGAUUUACCUCAACAGGACCCUUCUAACCAUGAUUUCCACACAGCGUGUCCUGCCUUUUGAUGACAACAUUUGUUUGAGAGAACCUUGUGAGAAUUACAUGAAGUGUGUGUCUGUCCUAAAGUUUGACAGCUCUGCCCCCUUCAUUAGCUCAAACACAGUACUUUUUCGCCCCAUUCAUCCUAUCAAUGGAUUGAGGUGCAGAUGUCCUCCUGGAUUUACUGGAGACUAUUGCGAAACAGAAAUUGAUCUCUGCUACUCCAAUCCUUGUGGCAAAAAUGGGCUGUGUCGAAGCAGAGAAGGUGGCUACUCUUGUGAGUGCAAUGAAGAAUACACAGGAGAACACUGUGAAGUGAGUUCCAGAUCUGGACGCUGUGUUCCCGGCGUCUGCAAGAACGGAGGAACCUGUAUUAACUUGCUUAUUGGUGGUUUCAAGUGUGAAUGUCCAGCAGGUGAAUUUGAGAGGCCUUACUGUGAAAUGACCACAAGAAGCUUCCCACCACAAUCCUUUAUUACAUUCAAAGGAUUAAGGCAGCGUUUCCAUUUCACAGUCUUCCUAAUGUUUGCUACCAGAGAAAGGAAUGCUCUGCUGCUUUACAAUGGGAGGUUUAAUGAAAAGCAUGACUUUAUUGCACUUGAGAUCAUUGAAGAGCAGAUCCAGCUAACUUUCUCAGCAGGAGAAACCACAACCCGUGUGACCCCCUAUGUUGAAGGAGGAGUGAGUGACGGGCAGUGGCAUUCCGUGCAAGUGCAGUACUACAACAAGCCUAACAUUGGAAGACUUGGUAUCCCACAUGGACCAUCUGGGGAGAAGGUGGCUGUUGUUACAGUAGAUGACUGUGAUACAGCUGUGGCUAUACGGUUUGGAAACUUGAUCAAGAACUAUACAUGUGCUGCUCAGGGGACCCAAACAGGUUCCAAGAAGUCUCUUGACUUGACUGGACCUCUUCUACUGGGAGGUGUUCCUGAUUUGCCUGAAGACUUCCCCGUUCAGAAUCGCCAGUUCACUGGAUGCAUGAGAAAUUUAACCAUUGACAACAAGCCAGUAGACAUGGCUAGUUUUAUAGCCAAUAAAGGCACUUUAGCAGGAUGCAGUGCUAAGAAAAAUUUCUGUGAAAACAUCUUAUGUCAAAAUGGAGGGACAUGUGUGAAUAAGUGGAACACCUACUACUGCAAGUGUCCUCUGCACUUCGGUGGGAAGAACUGCGAACAAGCAAUGCCUUUCCCUCAGCAUUUUCAAGGCAAUGGAAUUGUGAUUUGGUCUGAGAUGGAUAUCAUGAUUUCUGUGCCUUGGUAUAUCGGACUAAUGUUCAGGACGCGGCAAUCUACUAGCGUGUUAAUCCAGGCUAACGCAGGAACUUCACGGAUUAAUAUUCAGAUAUUAAACAAGUACAUUCAGUUUGAAGUAUUCAAUGGCCUCAGCCGCAUUGCAAGCAUGAUCAUCCCUCAGACCCAUGUGAGUGACGGUGAAUGGCAUCACUUGCUCAUAGAACUGAAAAGUUCCAAAGAUGGAAAAGACAUCAAAUACCUGGCCAUAAUGUAUCUAGACUAUGGAAUGUAUCAGAACUCUGUGGAAAUUGGGAACGACCUUCCUGGUCUAAAGCUGAAGAAUAUCUUUGUUGGAGGUCUCACCGACGCAGAAGGCACCGUAACACAAGGUUUUAAUGGAUGCAUGAAGGGAGUAAGAAUGGGAGAAACCUCAACAAAUAUUGCCACUCUCAAUAUGAACAAAGCAAAAAUAAUCAAUGUAGGCAGUGGCUGCCAAGUAGACAACCCGUGUGACACUAACCCCUGUCCAUACAACAGUGAUUGCAAUGAUGAUUGGAAAAGUUUCUCAUGCCAUUGCGAGCCAGGGUUCUUUGGAAAAGACUGUUUAGAUGUGUGCAGCCUGAACCCCUGUGAGCAUGUUUCUACAUGUGUUCACAAGCCGAGCUCUUCUCAUGGAUACACAUGUGAAUGCGGAUCCAGCUACUAUGGGCAGUACUGUGAGAACAAAGUUGAUUUGCCCUGUCCUAGGGGCUGGUGGGGGAACCCUAUCUGUGGGCCAUGUAACUGUGACAUCAGUAAAGGCUUUGACCUUGACUGUAAUAAGACAAAUGGAGAGUGCCGCUGUAAGGAUAACUAUUAUAAACCCCAAGACAGCGAUACUUGUUACCCAUGUGACUGCUUCCCCUCUGGUUCUUAUGCCCGUACCUGCGACAUGGAGACAGGACAAUGCCCUUGUAAAGCAGGAGUUAUUGGCCGACAGUGCAAUCGUUGUGACAGUCCAUUUGCAGAGGUUACCAGUCAAGGCUGUGAAGUGAUUUAUAAUGGAUGUCCCAAAGCGUUCGAGGGUGGAAUCUGGUGGCCACAGACAAAGUUUGGUCAGCCAGCUGCUGUUCCGUGCCCCAAGGGAUCUGUGGGAAACGCAAUCCGGCACUGUAGCGAGGAAAAGGGCUGGCUACCUCCUGAACUUUUCAAUUGCACCACCAUGACCUUCCUGGAGCUGAAGACUUUGAACGAGAAGCUGCACCGCAACGAGACUACUUUGGACAGUGACAAAUCAAUCAUGAUUGCCCGGGUGCUGCAAAAUGCCACCAACCACACAAAGGACUUCUAUGGGAACGAUAUCCGAACCGGCUACCAACUUCUUGUCAGGGUACUGCAGCAUGAGAGCCAAAAACAAGGCUUUGACUUGGCUGCAACAAGGGAUGUGGAAUUCAAUGAGAAUGUCAUACACGCAGGGAGUGCCAUCCUAGACCACAAGAACAAGGACCACUGGAGCCAGAUCCAGAGAACUGAAGGUGGCACGGCUCACCUCCUGAAACAUUAUGAAGAGUAUGCUAACAACAUAGCUAGGAACAUGAAGAGGACAUACAUGAAACCUUUUGUCAUUGUAACUCCAAAUAUUAUCAUCGCAGUUGACAUAUUUGAUAAGGCUAAUUUCACUGGUGCCAAGGUCCCGGCAUUCAAUGAGAUAUACGAGGAUUAUCCAAAAGAUCUCGAGUCAUCAGUCAUAUUCCCUGACACUUUGUUUAAACCCCCUGAAAAAAAAGUGGCCCCUACAGCUAAACCUCCAUACCAGCAAUUUCAAAGUAGAGAUGACGGAUAUGAGGCAAGCCUGUCCAAAAGAAAAAAGAGGCAGCCUGACCAUUCAAACCAGCAUGCUGUUGCUAUGGUGAUUGUGUACCGUUCCUUAGGCCAGCUAUUACCGGAGCAAUAUGACCCAGACCGUCGAAGCUUAAGGGUUCCCAAUCGUCCCAUCAUAAACACACCUAUUGUAAGCACAACUGUUCAUAAUGAAGGAGACCCCUUGCCUGCGCUUUUGGAGAAGCCAAUAAUACUGGAAUAUACUAUGCUGGAAACAGAAGAGAGAACUAAGCCCGUCUGUGUGUUCUGGAACCACACAAUAAUAAUUGGAGGAGCCGGAGGCUGGUCUUCCAGAGGGUGUGAUCUUAUUUCCAGAAACAAAAGUCAUGUUACCUGUCAGUGUAAUCACAUGACCAGUUUUGCUGUGUUAAUGGACAUUUCUAAAAGAGAGAACGGGGAAGUGCUUCCCCUGAAGAUCAUUACAUACGCCUCUGUGUCGAUUUCACUGGUGGCUUUGCUGCUGACCUUUAUUCUGCUGGUUCUUAUCAGAACCCUACGUUCCAACAUUCAUAAUAUCCACAAAAAUCUGGUGGCUGCCCUUUUCUUGUCUGAGUUGGUCUUUCUCAUUGGAAUCAAUCAGACUGAUAAUCCGUUUGUGUGCACUGUGAUUGCUAUCCUCCUCCAUUACUUUUAUAUGAGCACCUUUGCCUGGAUGUUUGUGGAAGGACUUCACAUCUACCGCAUGCUGACAGAAGUGAGGAACAUCAACUCCGGCCACAUGCGAUUUUACUAUGUUGUGGGUUAUGGGAUCCCAGCCAUUAUCACAGGGCUCGCAGUUGGGCUGGAUCCUCAGGGUUAUGGAAAUCCAGAUUUCUGUUGGUUGUCUGUACAUGACACACUUAUCUGGAGUUUUGCCGGACCCAUUCUUGUGGUCGUCACUAUAAACAUAGUCAUCUUUGUGUUGGCUGUAAAGGCAUCUUGUGGACACAGACAGCGGGCAUUUGAAAAAACCGGAGUCAUCUCUGCACUGAGAACCGCUUUCCUGAUGCUCCUCUUGAUCAGUGCAACGUGGUUACUGGGACUUAUGGCCGUUAACAGCGAUGUGAUGACCUUCCAUUACCUCUUUGCCAUCUUCAGCUGUUUGCAGGGUCUCUUCGUUUUCUUUUUCCACUGUGUCUUUAAUAAGGAAGUCCGCAAGCACUUAAAGAAUACUUUUAGUGGAAAGAAAGCUCUAGCAGACGACUCCACAACAACAAGAGCCACGUUGUUAACACGAACUCUAAACUGCAACAAUACAUAUAUGGAUGAGCCAAACAUGUACAGGACAGGCAUCGGAGAGUCCACUGCCUCACUGGAGAGCACCGUCAGGUCAGCCAAGAGCCACAAUAGCUACCUUGCUUAUAUUCUCAGAGAUGAAGCUGCCCAGAAGCUUAGCACGUCUUCUGGACAAACUCGGGCUGAGGUAGAUUCCUCCUUUUUGCGCAGAGCACGCUCCAAUGGCCAUGAUUCUGAUUCAGACAGCGAGCUCUCCCUUGAUGAGCACAGCAGCUCAUAUGCGUCUUCACGUUCCUCGGACAGCGAGGAAGAUGGGAUUGAAACUGAAAAACAAUGGAAGCCAUCAAGUCCCAAAAACAACGAAAGAGGCCCUGUCCACAGUACUCCUAAAGUGGAUUCUAUACCGAAUCACAUUAAACCUUAUUGGCCUGGAGAUGGUAUGACCGCCAGUGACAGUGAGGAUCAAGGUGGAAGAUGUAAGUUGAGAGUGGAGACCAAGGUGAAUGUUGAGCUGCAUAACGAAAACAAGGUCAAUCAUUGUGGGGACACACCUCACGAUAAAGAGAAUGAGGCACACCUCAAGGAUGGCAAGCUGGUCAUCAAUCAAAACAACCAGCAGCCGGAACUGAGAAAAGGUAUUUUAAAAAAUAAGGUAACAUACCCUCCACCUCUGACGGACAAAAACAUGAAAAAUCGACUGCGUGAAAAAUUAUCUGAUUACAAUCAAAGCACCAUCUCAUCAAAGCCUUCGUCUCUGUGCUCUAAUGAUGGUGUCCGUCCAGUAACAGACCCCGGGAUGAGUAUUAAAAAUGUUCAGAGGAAUCACUCUCGAGAGCAAAUUAAUGGCAUGGCUUUGAGUGUGCAGGUUGGACCUACAAACGGAGAGGCAUCAGAUUCAGACGGCAGUAAUGAAACCUCCAUUUGAAUCAUCAGGAAACCAUGAAGGCUGCUAGUAAACCGGAGUGCUGGUGGAAGUGUGGACCUCCCUGUGCAGAAGAGCUCACCUGUCAGCAUUGAGGAUGUGUUAUUGCAAUUACUUAAAAUGGCAUGCUUGUGACUGCUUUUAAACCAAGCAAUGAAAAAAAGCCAUUUAUUAAGCGAGGAUCCCUGCUCCAAAGCUCCAUGCUGGACGCCAGUGCCAAAAGAAAAAUCAAUGAGACUCCAUUGCCUUGGAUGCACAAGACGUCAACGUUAUGGAUCUUGCUACAGAAGAUCAGCAGUCACUCCAAGCCAUACAUGGAAACGAGAUUGUCUUGUGUUCAGCCUGUGCUCAUGACUUUGGAAUACAUGUAAAUACAAUGGAUGUACUAUUUUCAAAUCAGCACUGUAUAGAGAACCCUCCUGCAUGGGGUCCAGCUUGCUGAUUGUUACGUGUCUGUCACAAUGUGACAUUCCAGCCUACUGAACAAUACUCACAGGAAUGACACCAAGUGCCCUUCAUUCAUUUCACCACAUUACAAAUUGUCUUAAAAAGAAUCAGCUUAUAAAUCUAUGAAAAAACAAACAAA
Molecule: messenger RNA, 9679 nt
Organism: Spea bombifrons (plains spadefoot toad)
Lineage: Eukaryota; Metazoa; Chordata; Amphibia; Anura; Pelobatidae
Gene: CELSR1
Product: cadherin EGF LAG seven-pass G-type receptor 1
Exons: 35
Coding region: 64-9096 (3010 amino acids)
Biological process (GO): cell surface receptor signaling pathway; homophilic cell-cell adhesion; G protein-coupled receptor signaling pathway
Cellular component (GO): plasma membrane
Molecular function (GO): calcium ion binding; G protein-coupled receptor activity
Source: RefSeq, a predicted model, not a curated record